AUGUCUCUCUCGGUGAGGGAAUCAUCCGCUCAUGCUCCUGUUCUUCAGGAUGCCGAGCUUCUCAAGAGCAUAUUCUUCGUCAGCAACAUUCAUUGCUCCUCUUGUGUUGCAUAUAUCACGGAGAUUCUUUCCGACAUUCAUGGUGUGCAAGCCGUGGACGUCUCCGUCCUCACCCAUGAGGUCCGCGUCAGACACAUCUCUGUCACUCGGCCUGCAGAUUUGGCCACAGCGCUCAUCCAUGCAGCGUUUGAGGUCCACCAUGUCACGACAUUUGAUCAUCGAGGCACUAUCGUGUCGGAUUUCGAGACUACCCCCUGGCUUUCUCGAGACUCCAUCCUCUUCGCCACACAACCCUCCUACUCCAGUGGAUCUCCAAAUCGCAGACACAUCGCAAAAUGUGACGCGUGUAGGAAGGAAGAAUUUGGGAAUAUCGUGUCAAAUGCAUCGGACACUACAUCUCUUCGAUCCACCACCAAGCAAUCCCAAGCGCAUUCGGAUGACGUUGAGACUCUCCACAGCACGAGCUUCAUGUCCUCGCGGCCCGAGGCCACGGCUGACCUCGUUAAAGAAGCCACUGCUAAUGCGGGACCAUCCCAUCUCCAAUGUGAGCCAGACCAAUGGGAUGCCCGCAUAAGUAUUGGGGGCAUGAGCUGCGCCUCAUGUGUGAAUUCUAUCACGAACGAAGUCGAGCAGAUGGAUGUCGUCAAGGAAGUCACGGUCAACCUACUUACCAACAGUGCUAGAGUAGUGGUAACUGGGCCGCGAUCAAAUGUCGACAAGGUCAUUGAACAGAUUGACGACAUGGGCUUCGAGGCGUCACUCAAUGAGGCCCGUCAAAUCAACAAGCAGGUUUCUACUCAAAAGUCAUCAACAUAUGUUGCCGAGAUCGCCAUUGGUGGGAUGACUUGCGGUUCCUGUGCGGCAGCCAUAACUCGAGGACUUGAAGAAUUGCCAUUUGUUACAGACGUGUCGGUAAAUCUGUUGUCCCACAGUGGAAAAGUUGAAUUCGACCACCCUGAUCAGGUUGACGCCAUUGUUGAGAAGAUCGAGGACUUGGGGUACGACGCUUCUCUGAGCAGCGUUCACCCAAAGGAGAUAGAUUCCGAGGAUGGCUCCAUCGAAAAAAGAACAGUGUCUAUUCGUGUCGAUGGAAUGUUCUGUCAUCACUGUCCAGACAAAAUCCUUAAAUCGGCCAAGGGACUUCCCGAUGUCGAAAUUGACGAUGGUUUCUCCUUGAAAAACCCGAUCCUCACAGUAACCUACACUCCUCGUCCUCCUCAUUUCACUAUCCGCGACAUCCUCCAAAAUAUCAAGACACAGCACGAUGCUUUCAAUCCGGCGAUCCACCGGCCCCCGACGAUCGAAGAUCGAUCGCGUGCGAUGCAACACCAUGAGAGGCGUCGCCUGCUCUCUCGCCUGCUAUUUGUGUUGGUUGUCGCAAUACCGACUUUUAUCCUCGGGAUUGUAUUCAUGAGCCUUGUAUCUCCCCAAAACAAGGUACGACGGUACCUCGAGCAGCCUAUGUGGGUUGGAAGUGUUUCCCGCAUGGAAUGGGCACUAUUCAUCAUGACGACUCCUGUCAUGUUUUACGGGACCGACAUCUUCCAUGUGCGGGCGAUGAAAGAAAUAUAUUCUUUGUGGCGCCCAGGAAGCCGCGUCCCCAUCCUCCGCAGGUUCUACCGCUUUGGUAGCAUGAACAUGCUCAUCUCUGCUGGUACCACGGUCGCUUAUGCUUCUUCGCUGGCAGUCCUCAUAAUUGAUGCUGUAGCGGGAUCCACAAGUGAUACACAUAGCUCAACUUAUUUCGAUACCGUGGUGUUUCUAACACUGUUCAUCCUUGCAGGUCGCUUCAUCGAGGCGUACAGCAAGGCGAAAACAGGCGACGCAGUCGCUUCGUUGGGAAAAUUGCGACCCUCCGAGGCUCUGCUUAUUGUCAACACUUGCAGCGAGGGGUCAGCCGGAACUUACGAUGAGGAGCGCGAUGAGAUUCAACGGGUUGAUGUCGACAUGUUGGAGAUUGGUGACCUGGUCAGCAUUCCCCACGGUGCUUCACCACCAGCGGAUGGGGUUGUCGUUGAUACAGGUGUUGGUCAAUUUGAUGAGAGCUCAUUGACUGGCGAGUCAAGACCGGUUAAAAAGACAACGGAAGACUUAGUCUACACUGGCUCUGUAAACGUUGGUCAGCCCAUCAAAAUCCGGGUCACCGCUAUCGGAGGCUCGUCAAUGCUGGACCAAAUCAUCUCCGUCGUACGCGAGGGUCAGAGCAGACGGGCUCCCUUGGAAAGAGUUGCUGAUCUUCUUACCUCUCAUUUUGUCCCACUGAUCACCCUCAUUGCAAUCCUGACAUUCAUAAUCUGGCUAUCUCUUGGCUUGUCGGGCACGCUGCCAGACGAUUACCUCGAUGUCGUACAUGGUGGGUGGACCUUUUGGAGCCUGGAGUUUGCUAUUGCCGUCUUUGUCGUUGCUUGUCCGUGUGGUCUUGCGCUCGCUGCUCCUACAGCGCUUUUUGUCGGCGGAGGCCUGGCAGCCAGGCAUGGGAUCCUUGUCAAGGGUGGUGGCGAAGCGUUCCAAGAGGCCAGUCGGCUCAAUGCCAUCGUUUUCGACAAGACGGGCACCCUCACCGAAGGAGGAAGCUUGAAAGUGUCUGACCACGAGUCACUCGUCACCGACGCGAACACGGCACGGAUUGGCUGGGCACUCGCGCGCAAGUUGGAAGAAAGCAGCAACCAUCCAAUCGCUCGAGCAAUAGUGGGAUUCUGUGGCGAGAGCCCCGCUGUCUCUAUCGUGAGUUCCGAUAUUGAAGAGAAAUCAGGAUUGGGUAUGAAGGGUGUGUUUGUUGUGUCAACGUCAAAUGAGAAGGAGGCCAUUCGAUACGAAGCUGCGAUAGGGAAUCAGCGACUUGUGCAGGGUCUGGUAUCACCUGAAUUGGACGAUUCAUACUUCGCCAACUUGCUCUCAAAGUACCAGGAAGCGGGAAAGCCCACUGCAAUUCUCGCAUUGCGCCAAAUCACUCCCGAAGGCGAAGCACCACCCUAUUUCACCCCGGCCAUGGUCUUUGCCAUAUCUGACUCCAUCCGAACCAACGCCGCCGACGUGGUCUCAAAGUUGCAGAGGCGCAAUGUCAACGUUUUCAUGUGUACUGGCGACAACCAGACAACCGCGUACGCCGUCGCCGACGCUGUUGGCAUCCCUCAAUCCAAUGUCGCAGCGAAUGUCAUGCCGGCUGGUAAAGCGGAUUUCGUCCGCCAUGUCCAAGACGCUGUCCUCUCUCCACGGUCAGAUGCUGAAGCCGAAAGCCAAAGGAGGCAAGGCGGAACGCGCUCCAUUGUCGCCUUUGUCGGCGACGGUGUGAACGACUCUCCUGCACUUGCAGCCGCUGACGUGAGCAUUGCCAUGGCAUCUGGCUCGGAUGUCGCCAUGAACUCAGCCAGUUUUAUCCUUCUGAACUCGGAGCUGGACACGAUUCUGCAGCUCGUGAUGCUCAGCCGCCGGGUAUUCAAUCGCGUCCGACUCAACUUCGGUUGGGCGCUUGUGUACAACCUGUGCCUGGUACCUGUUGCGGCGGGGAUCUUCUACCCCAUUGUCAGUGGUCACAAAAUGAAGAUGGUAGAGGGUGAUAUGGUCAUGGUGAAUUCUCACUGGAGGUUGAGUCCGGUCUGGGCUGCGUUGGCUAUGGCACUCAGCAGUAUCUCGGUUGUUUGUAGCAGCCUGGCUUUGGGGGUUGACCGAAACACUAUGAGGCGGGCUUUUAGGAAGGGUGAUUAG
Molecule: messenger RNA, 3765 nt
Organism: Aspergillus terreus NIH2624
Lineage: Eukaryota; Fungi; Ascomycota; Eurotiomycetes; Eurotiales; Aspergillaceae
Product: putative copper resistance-associated P-type ATPase
Exons: 1
Coding region: 1-3765 (1254 amino acids)
Biological process (GO): copper ion homeostasis; monoatomic cation transport
Cellular component (GO): membrane
Molecular function (GO): copper ion binding; ATP hydrolysis activity; P-type divalent copper transporter activity
Source: RefSeq, a predicted model, not a curated record